This is a messenger RNA of Blepharisma stoltei, 7663 nucleotides long. NCBI's taxonomy places the organism in Eukaryota, Ciliophora, Heterotrichea, Heterotrichida, Blepharismidae. The record is from the annotation of a GenBank genome assembly.
AUGGAUGCGCAGAGUAAAUUUCGUUCAAAAACCCAAGAUAUCUUUGAAAGCAACAUGGAAUGAAGACUGAUUAAUGAUGGCCCACCCAGGGUAGGCUAUCUUUUUAACAUGAAAACUCACAAAGUUGUUGAUGAAAACAGAAAAGAGCAUGCUGCAGUUCUCCUUUAUUUUUCUGAAGAAUCAGGGCAAAUCUUUAAAGUAAUUCUCCGCUACGAACCUUAUUUUUAUGUCCUGGCCAAAGAAGAGUUUAAAACAGAAGUUUUUGGAGCAAUUUCUCGGCAAUUUUCAGGAUUUUUAAGCAGAAUUGAAAUGGUGGAUAAAUAUGAUUUAGAUCAGCCGAACCAUCUUUCAGGCAUAACAAAUUCCUAUAUAAAACUCUAUUUCCGAAACAUCCAAGAUCUAGUAACAGUGAGAGGAAGAAUUAAACAAAAAAUGCACCCAGGCCGAACAUUAGAUAAGUCUCAGUACCAAGAUUUCUUAGAAGCUAUAGAAGACACAAGAGAACAUGAUGUGAUUUAUUAUACUCGUGUAGCAAUUGAUCUAGAAAUCCGCUGCGGAUUAUGGUAUCAAAUCACUUUUCGCAACGGAGUCCCAGUGCUUAAAUCUUUGACUGAUAAACUUGCCAAUCCAGGCCUCAGGGUCCUUGCCUUUGAUUUAGAAACUUACAAGAAACCAUUAAAAUUUCCUGACUCUGAAACUGAUCCAAUAAUGAUGGUUUCCUAUAUGAUUGAUGGAUUAGGAUUUUUAAUAAUAAACAGAGAAAUUCUAUCUCAAGAUGUAGAAGACUUCGAAUACACACCUAGACCAGAAUAUGAAGGAAAGUUCUCCAUUUUCAAUGAACCGACUGAAGGCGCUAUGAUCAAAAGAUUCUUUGAGCAUAUACGUGAAACAAAACCAGUGAUUUUUGUGACUUAUAAUGGUGAUUUCUUUGAUUGGCCUUAUUUGGAAAAAAGAGCUAUGAAAAACGGGAUGAAUAUGGAGAACGAAAUAGGGAUUUUUAAUGAAGGAGAGGAAUAUAAAGGGAGACUAGCUGUGCAUAUGGAUUGCUUGUACUGGGUCAAAAGAGAUGCAUAUUUACCUCAAGGGUCACAUGGGCUGAAAAAGGUCACCAAAGCAAAGCUUGGAUAUGACCCUGUAGAACUAGACCCUGAAGAAAUGGUGAAUUAUGCUCGAGUUAAUCCUCAAGGACUGUGCUCUUACUCUUGCUCUGAUGCAGUGGCUACAUAUUACCUUUAUAAAAAAAUGAUCCACGACUUCAUUUUUGCCUUAUGUACCAUUAUUCCAUUAUAUCCUGAUGAUGUGCUACGAAAAGGCUCAGGAACUCUUUGUGAAGAUUUGCUUAUGGCCCAAGCCUAUUCCCGAAAUAUAAUUUUCCCGAACAAAAUCAGCGAAGAAGCUGAAAAAUUCUAUCAAGGAAAUCUAAUAGAAUCGGAAACUUAUAUAGGUGGCCAUGUUGAGUGCAUAGAGGUUGGUGUUUAUCGUAAUGAUAUCCCAGUCAAAUUUAAGCUGAGUCCACAAAUAUACCAAAAGCUAAUCAAUGAAGUGGAUGAUGCCAUAAGUUUCUGUGCAAGUAUUGAACAAAAAAUUGAUCCAAGCGAAGUAGCAAAUCGUGAUGAAGUCCGUGAGGCGAUUCAGAAGAUUUUGGCAGGAUUUAGAGACUCCCCUCAUAAAGAAGCAAAGCCUCUAAUAUACCAUUUAGAUGUAGGAGCUAUGUAUCCGAAUAUUAUUUUAUCAAAUCGUUUACAGCCAACUGCUGUGGUAAAUGAAAAAGUUUGUGCAUCAUGCUUAUAUAAUCGCCCAGAAAAUAAUUGUAAAAGGAAACUUGAAUGGGAGUGGCGUGGAGAGGUAUUUCCUUUGAAGAAAGGUGAAUAUGAAGGCGUUAAAGCUCAGCUUGAGCAAGAAGUUUUUAAUGGCGUUCCAUUUUCUUUGAUGCCUCCAGAACAGCAAAUGACCCAAAUAAAAGAAAGAGUCAAAGAAUACUGCAAGCGUGCAUAUAACUCAAUCCAUACCACAAAAAUUGAGACGAAACAAGACACAGUCUGCAUGAGGGAAAAUUCUUUUUAUGUUGAUACAGUUAGAGCUUUCAGGGACAGAAGAUAUACUUAUAAAGGGCUCGUAAAAAAAGAAGCUGGAUGCGUCAAAGAUGCAGAAAACAGAAAAGACCCAGUAGGAGCAAAAGAAGCAGAAGAAAGAAUGAACUUAUAUGAAAGCUUGCAGCUGGCUCACAAAAUCAUUUUAAACUCUUUCUACGGAUAUGUCAUGAGGAAAGGUGCCAGAUGGUACUCCAUGGAAAUGGCAGGGAUGGUCACACAUAUGGGUGCAAAUAUCAUUACUAUGGCAAGAGAGCUUGUAGAACAAAUCGGCAAACCUUUAGAGCUCGACACUGAUGGCAUUUGGUGCUUACUCCCUGAAGGAUUUCCUGAAAACUACACCCUGGUCUCUAAAAGUGGCAGAAAAAUGUUUAUGUCUUACCCUUGCACUAUGCUUAAUUUCUUGAUUUAUGAUUCAUUCAAAAACACACAAUACCAAACUCUAAAUGAAGAUGGCUCUUAUGAUACCCACACAGAAAUGUCAGUAUUUUUCGAAAUUGAUGGCCCUUAUAGAGCAAUGAUUUUGCCAGCAUCCACUGAAGAAGGGAGAAUGCUUAAAAAAAGAUACGCUGUUUUCAACAUGAGCGGGAAAUUGCAUGAAAUUAAAGGCUUUGAGCUAAAAAGAAGAGGAGAACUAAAAUUGAUCAAAGUUUUUCAAGAAGAAAUUUUUGAUAGGUUUUUGACUGGCAGCACAUUAGAAGAGUGCUAUAAAGCUGCUGGAGAGGUUGCUGAUAGAUGGUGGGAUAUUUUAGAAUAUCAAGGCGCUGGGAUAAUGGCUGAAGAACUUAUUGAAUAUUUGUGCGAAAAUAGAACGCUGAGUAAGUCAGUAACUGAAUAUGGUGCCCAAAAAUCAACUGCAAUUACAACAGCCAGAAGACUUGCAGAAAUUUUAGGGGAUGAAAUAACCAAAGAUAAAGGACUAAACUGCAAGAUGAUAAUAUCCAAAAAGCCUGAAGGAGCUCCGGUUACUGAAAGAGCUGUUCCUGCAGUGGUUUUUUCAUUACUCCCCCCCCCCUCCGUGAGCGCGAACAAAACCAUUAGAAAAAUCGCCAUUUUUUGCCCAAAAACCCACCCUCCGUGAGUGAACAAAAAUUUUUUAAUAGAAAAAAUUUUAAUGGAAAAAAAAUUUUGAUAUAUAUAAGUGAUAAUUAGUAUAAUGAAAUCUAGAGCUAAUUCUGUUUAAUUUUAAACAAAUUGCGUUUUUUAAAACAUAAAUUUUGCAAAUUAAAUUAAUAUUUGCUUCCCAAUUUUUGCAAAUUAGGGAUUUUUUUUAAAUUUCGAAAAAAAUAUUUUUUAUAAAAAUUUAUAUAUAAAUUUUUUUUAAAAAAAAAAAUUAACCCCCCUCUGUGAGCGAACAAAAUUUUUUUGUUCGCUCACGGGAGGGGGGGGGGGGGAGUUAGAAACUGAAGUAAAAGAAAAAUUUUUGAAAUUGUGAACUAAAGACAAUUCUAUCAAAGAUUUUACGUUGCAAAAUGUUAUUGAUUGGGAUUAUUAUAAAGAGCGCUUGGGCGGGACAAUUCAAAAAAUCUUAUCAAUCACAGCCAUUCUUCAAAAGGUGUCGAAUCCAGUCCCUAGAGUUCCGCUUCCAGAUUGGCUUGGCAAACGCACGAGAGAUCUUGAUCACAAUUUUAAGCAAAAGUCAAUUGACUCUAUUUUCAAACCACAAGCUUUCCAGCCUCCAAAAGUCCCAGAUAUUGAAGAUAUGCCAGUCCGCAAGCCAGAAACCAUCCCUAUAUUGCAUGACAUGACAAACUGCCCUAGUUUUUUUCUAGACUUUCCAAAUUGGCUUUCAUAUUCUCAAAGCUCCUGGAAGCAACGGCGAAAGCACAAUCUAGCUUUAAAAAAGCUGAGACGAGAAGGUAAAGUUCAAGAAGCCCCACGAAGCAUUUCUACUUAUCUAAAAAAUAAGGAUUCUUCAUUGCUUUACAGUCUAUGGCAUGUUAUUGGGAUUCAUCAUGUGCAAAAUGGGAUGUUUAAGCUAUGGGUAUAUACAGAAUUUCAAGAUUUACACUGCUUGACUCUAGAAGUUAAAAGAAAAAUUUAUAUAAAUAGCUCGGUAGAAAGAGAAAACCCAAACUUUAAAUCUGUAAAAAUGACACUCCCUCAUAAUAAAACUUGCAAUUACUUAUAUGAGUAUGAAAUGAGUGAAGCAGAUUUUCAGGAUAAAUUUUUUGUGAUAAGCAACGCACUUGCGGAUCCGCAGAUUGAAGGGGUUUAUGAGACAAAAAUUCCAAUUGAAAUUUUGGCGAUAAUUAAACUUGGAUGUAUAUUAAAGCCAAAAAUAGAUGGACUUGAGAAUAUUUUGGAGGAUAAAGGCAACUUGCUAGGACAUGUAUUUAGAAUUGAGGAUUUUGAGGUUAGAACAGAUGCUGGAUAUUUGAAAGAUAUGUCAAAUUUGACGAAAUUUUAUUUGCUUCACGUUCAGGCCGGUGUUAGAGGAAUAUGAAUGCUGUUUUCUCCAGCGAAAUCCAUGGUUUUUGUGUAUAUAAUAAUGCCAGGCCACAAUCCAGAUAAGCCAUCAAUGCAGCGACUGGUAAAAGAAUGUUUAGAUUCGCAAGAGUGGGUGUGUGAAACCCUAUACCCUAAAAAUCAAGACCAAGCUUUCAGGUUGAUUGAUAAAACCCUUCUACAAGAAAAAAGUGGCCCAUCAUUAGUUCUUUUUUCUUCUGCUUCAAUUACUAUUGAUUUUCUAUUAAAGCAUGGCAUGGCAUCUUUUGAAAAAGAUUUCCCAGUCAUAAAUGUUUUAUCUCCUCAAUACUCACUUCCAGCUCUUGAUUGGCAAAAAAUAGGUAUCCAGCACCUCUGUCAGCUAUUUCAAGCUAUUCCUAUGUGGUUUGAAAAUCAACUUGGCUUUUCUCGAUAUUCAUGUGUCCCUAUAGGAAAUUUACCUCAAGACCCAAGCUUAUUCUUAUGUGAUCUUUUAUUUGCAAGAUCACUAAAAAAUUCGCAGCACAUUCUAUGGUGAAGCAACGAAAACUCUGCAGAUUUUGGUGGCGAGGACGAUUCAGGCUCAUUAAUAGAAGAUAAAGACUUUUUCUGUACUGAAGUGUGUGUCCCUGGCUUAUACUCUGACAUCUCUGUUGAGCUUGACUUAGGAGUUCUCCCCACAAAUGCUAUUCUCUGCUAUAAGCAUUUAUUUGUGGGUGAAUUAAUCGAAGAUAAUCCCAACGAUGAAAAAGUCGUGUGCUUAAAUUCUUUCCGGAAAAUCAGGUCACUUAUAAAUACCUGGGUCGACGAUGUGAAACAGUAUAAAAACCCAUAUGCUGACAAACUAGUUAUGCAUAGCUAUAGAUGAAUUGCAAGCAAAGGCUCAGGUAUGUAUGAUCCUUUGCUGCAUUUAACAAUUCAUAAACUUGUUGAUCAGCUUUUCAAACAUUUGCUGGCAGAGCUACAAAAGUUGGGAGCAAAAAUAAUUUUUGCACAUUCAGAUAAAAUUAUAUUGGGGACUGGAAGAUAUAAUCUAGCUGAUGCACAGAACUAUUGCACAUUUUUAGUGAAAUCUUUGACAGCUUCUCCAUCCUUUGCGUACUUAUCUUUAGAAGCUACAAGAUUUUGGCAGAUUUUCUUCUUUAAAGAUAAUUUUAAUUAUGCAGGGAUACCCAUAUCAGUUCAGGAAAAACAAAUCAGAAUAGCCUCACAUUGGCAUCUACUUGAAAUGUUCCCUGAAGAUUUUUCUAAGCUUGCUUUAGUCAUUAUCGCUCAAAUGCUGCAUGAAAGCUACACGUUCUUGUCAGAAAAUUAUGAAUCUGAUACAAUAAGAUCACAGCUCAUAGAAUUUUUGAAGCAUUUAUUAGCAAAUCAAAUUUCACCCAAAUUAUUUGAAACGAUUCAUAAUAUGCAAGUGCAAGACACUCUUGCGUUUCCGAAAAAGGUUGGAGCAAUAUUCACUACACAAAAUGCUGGGCUAGAAUUUGUAAAAGUCAUUGCACAUUUAUUGUCAUUGGAGCCAGACUUGAGUGAUACAAUUUUGACUUUGAGAAAAAUUUAUUAGCUUCUCGUGAGCGAACGAAAAAAUUUUUAUUUGUUACGUACAGAGGGGUUAUUUUUUUAAAUGCCAUAUAUAAAUUUUUAUAGUAAAAAUUUUUUUUAUUUUCCAAGUUGCAAAAAUUUUGGAAAGCAAAAAUUAAUUUAUUAAGAUUACUAAAUUAUAGUGAUUUUGCACCUGAAGCAGACUAUACAGAACCUUGUAUGUCGUUAAUUUUGCCUGAAAUUAUAUGUCCUAAUUGUGUAUAUACAAGUUAUAGGUUAAGUGUUAUAAGGCUAUAAGCGGAUAACCACUAGCCUAACUAUCUGUCGUUAGCCCAAAUAUCUACGAUUAGCUUCCUAAACUAGAGCCCCUCUCUUUUGGGUUCCCUGAUAGUCCUGAUGGGCAGAGAUUAAGUGGGAGGCUAAGCUGUCUAGCCCACCUGGUACAUUCGGAGUAGAAAUAGAAUUUCCCAAUUCGGAAGGAAAGAAAUAAAAUGAUGAUGUCAACGGAAGAUGGACUCUGAGACACUUCCGAUGGAGUAUACAGGACCCGUCCCGAUAAAGCUGAAAAUAAUGCCUCUGCCACUUUUGAAGUAGGCUUGGGUUUGAGAUCCCCAAAGGUUUUCCCCUGACCCUGCUAGAGGCUUUGCCUCCCACUUAGUCUUUGCUUAUCAGGACUAACUGGGCAUCCGCAAGAGAUGGCUCUAGCCUAGGGAGCUAAUCCUUAAGUUAGGUAUAAUUUAUGGUUAUAUAAUGGGUCAUUGUGCCAGAAUAGAGGGAAAUUAUCCAUGUGGGUUUUUUGUUUAGAGGAAAUUUCACUAUAUCUCUCUGAGUUGGUGAAGCUUAUGCAGCAAUGGCAUCUGCAGUAUCUGUGAUUAAUAGAAUUGAAAUUGAAGAUGUGAAGAAGAUUUCGGAGAUCGUGGAGAGAAUAUGUUAGAAUUUGAAUUGUCAAAUCAGAAUCGGGUUUAAAUCAGAAAAUAUCAGACUGAAAGGUCUUAUAGCCAUAUUUUAAUUUUUAGCUUUAGUUAGUUUAGAUUAGGCUAGGUUAGGUGGGUUUAGCCAGAUAGGGAGGCUAGUAGUUUAUCCGUUUAUGGCCUUAAAAUUUUUAACUUUAAUUACUUCUGAAAGUAUCCCAAAACCCAUAUACCUACUUCAAAAAGCAACAGGGGACUAUUUUCAGAUCCAUUGGAAUGGGCUCUGCCUGCUCCAUAGGAGCCCCAGAGUCCUUCUUAAUAAACGUCACCAUUUAUUUCAUCGUAUAUACAAGGGAUAUUGAUUUGUGUAGAGACCCUAUGAUAAGUCAAGGAAUAUGGAAAUGCUACCUUUGCGAUAAUGAAUUUGAUAAAGAGCAUUUUGAGUUAAAACUAGUUGAACUUUUGCAAAAUAAAAUGAAGGACUAUCAAAAUCAAGACCUGCAGUGUGUGAAAUGCAAGAUGAAUAAAGGGAAUUUGCUCUCAAGGCAUUGCUUAUGUUCGGGGAUUUAUAAGCCUACAAGAGAUGCUGAAUCUUUUAUGAAGUUCUUGACGACUGUUAAUGAGCUUUCCGCUUUUCAUGAGUUUACGUAUUUGUGUGAUUUGAUUGGACCAAUUGUUAAUUCAUUUAAUUAA